Messenger RNA from Austrofundulus limnaeus, 1051 nucleotides. Its product is annotated as cAMP-dependent protein kinase catalytic subunit PRKX. The record is from RefSeq and is a predicted model, not a curated record. Gene Ontology annotation, molecular function: ATP binding; cAMP-dependent protein kinase activity. Bases 421 to 975 code for a protein of 184 amino acids. Lineage: Eukaryota; Metazoa; Chordata; Actinopteri; Cyprinodontiformes; Rivulidae. Gene Ontology annotation, biological process: protein phosphorylation. The transcript is spliced from 3 exons. Gene Ontology annotation, cellular component: cAMP-dependent protein kinase complex; cytosol.
CAGCUAGCUUGAUGUUUCCGGUUGGAGCGGAGCAGCAGGAAGUGCUGGGUGAGGUCCGUGCAGCUGAGCAGAGCCUGGUACCGAUCAGUCAGGUUAAUGAAUAAACUGUUCGGUGCUAACGGGACUGGUUCCGGUCCUGACCCGCUCCAGGCUCCUUAACGGGACUGGUCUCCGUGGUUCCGGUCCUGACCCGGUCCACGUUCUCCGGUGCUAGCUCGGUUAGCUGYUAAUGCUAGUUAGCAGUCCCGUCCUGUCCCCGGCUCUUUGUCUCUCAGGGGGGCUCCGGUGUGGGGGGGUUCGGUGAAGUGGACCUGGUGCUCCGAACAGAACCUUUCCGGUCCUCCCAGAGAUGAACGGUACCACCUGUGGACCGGUUCGGCUGGAUACUUCCUCACACACAUAGAGCUGAGACAACGAACAAUGGCAGCUGUCAACACCGACACCACCACAGAACCGGAACCGAACCACCGGCUCUACAGCCUGGACGAGCUGGAGACUGUGGCCACAGUGGGCACGGGGACGUUUGGCCGAGUCUUCCUGGUCAAGGAGCAGAAGAGUAAAGCCUUCUUCGCCCUGAAGCAGAUGAAGAUCUCAGACGUGAUCCGACUGAAGCAGGAGCAGCACGUCCACAACGAGAAGGAGGUUCUAACAGAAGUCAACCACCCGUUCCUCAUCCGGCUCUUCUGGACUCACCARGACGAGCACUUCCUCUACAUGCUGAUGGACUACGUUCCAGGCGGGGAACUCUUCAGCUACCUGCGCAGCCGCGGGCGAUUCAGCAACAACUCAGGCCUGUUCUAUACCUCAGAGAUCGUCUGCGCCAUCGAGUACCUCCACUCCAAAGACAUGGUCUACAGAGACCUGAAGCCUGAGAACAUCCUGCUGGACAGCGAGGGACACAUCCGCCUCACAGACUUUGGUUUCGCUAAGAAGCUCUCCGACAGGUCAGACACCUUGAUUUCUGCUGGGGACUGAGGGCAUUCUGCUAGUUUUACAUCCCMACCUGUCUGAAGAACUCCUACUCCAGGAUGUUCAGCACUUAACUCAGCUU